This is a messenger RNA of Rasamsonia emersonii CBS 393.64, 2307 nucleotides long. RefSeq names its product Potassium ion transporter (Trk1). Gene Ontology annotation, cellular component: plasma membrane. Lineage: Eukaryota; Fungi; Ascomycota; Eurotiomycetes; Eurotiales; Trichocomaceae. The record is from RefSeq and is a predicted model, not a curated record. Gene Ontology annotation, molecular function: high-affinity potassium ion transmembrane transporter activity. The transcript has 4 exons. Gene Ontology annotation, biological process: intracellular potassium ion homeostasis; potassium ion import across plasma membrane. The coding region runs from base 1 to 2307 and encodes 768 amino acids.
AUGGGGCCCCCGCGGGGCCAGUGGGCGGCCCUCGCGGCGGCAAUGGCCAAUCGUCUCGCCACAGUAUCGAAAGCUGUGCUGGCUAAAAUAAUCUCGUUUUACAAUCGAAUUCCAUUUCUGGGAAGUGUGAAGCUGAAUUUCAUCUCGCUCCAUUAUAUGUACAUCAUUCUGUGGACAAUUGCUGGAUCGGUGGUUGUGUAUGGUGGUAGUGGAAUACCGUACAUCGAUGCGCUCUUCUUUGCCUCGGGUGCCGCUACUCAGAGCGGUCUGAACACCAUCGACUUCAACCGCUUGCCCAGUUACUCGCAGAUUUUCCUCUAUAUCAUUUCGAUGUUCACGAAUCCCAUCGUCAUCCAUUCGUUCGUCGUCUUUGUUCGCCUUUACUGGUUCGAGAAGCGAUUCGAACACAUUGUGCGAGAUGCUCGAGCGUUGCGUCGGUCAAGGUCCAAGAGCUCUACGACGGGGAGGGAUCAAGAUCUGGACCGACAAGAAUUGGGUGUUCGUGGACAAUCUAUCGUCGUUUUGCGCAACGAGGACGGGGAGGCUCGUGAGGCCAUGCAGGAUGUAGCCAAGCUGGACCCCGAAUCCAAUUCAGAAACCGGCUCGUCGACCCCGAAAAAUGAGACCCGUCAAGGGCCCGAAGGUAAGGGAGCCAUAGGGCCCAGGAGAUUGACAUCAGACUCGGACGUGUCUAGUGAGAGUCGUUUGCGAUUACCUGUGCGCCUGAGCCCCGAGCAUCAUAUUGCCUUUCUGGAGCAUCAGCGGUCAGACAAAGGACGAUUGCGAAUCCCCAGCCCCAGGGAGUUCGAUCGUGGAGGUGUGCCGGAGGCCUUGGACGAAGAGGGCGAAGACACUGCGAAUGGAGAGAGUCGUCCUCCCAACGAGCGGACGGAGGACGCGGUUGACGAGAACGAGAACGAGAACGGUGGCGGUCAUAUCACUAUCAAUGAGCCCGAGAUCUUGCGCUCGAGAACGCGAACUGCGACGCUUCCCAGGAUCGAGUCCCGGCGUACUACCGAGCGAGAUGAUGAUCAGCCGAAUCUAAUUAGACAUCGGAGCCGAAAAGGCACGCUCAAUGGUCUGUUUCGAUCGCUCACCCAAGAGCGGGAAAAGGACACCCUGCCGUACCUGAGCUGGAAUGCAACGGUUGGCCGAAAUUCGACCUUCAUUGCUCUGACAGAAGAGCAGCGAGAGGAGCUCGGAGGCAUUGAAUAUCGCGCGUUGAAGACAUUAGCCCUAGUCUUGGUCGCCUACUUUUUCUUCUUCCAUAUUCUGGGGGUUAUCUGCCUGGUGCCUUGGAUCAUGCACACCCAUUACGGGUCCAUUGUGACGGCAGAUGGCCAGGGACGUCCAUGGUGGGGAAUCUUCACGGCCCAGUCGGCCUUCAACGACGUGGGGUAUACCUUGACCCCAGACUCGAUGAACUCCUUCCAGGAUGCCGUUUUUCCUCUUCUCCUGAUGAGCUUUCUCAUCGUUAUUGGCAAUACGGGAUUUCCUUGCAUGCUUCGCCUCAUUAUCUGGAUUCUUUCAAAGAUUGUAACCACCGGGACCCCGUUAUGGGAGGAACUCCAAUUCCUCCUCGACCACCCGCGGCGCUGCUUUACGCUCCUUUUCCCCCGCAACGCUACGUGGUGGCUGUUUGCUAUCCUCGUCAUUCUCAACGGCUUAGACCUGUUAUUCUUCAUCAUUUUGGAUUUGAAUGAUCCCACUGUCACUUCCAUCCCUCCGGGCAUACGGGUCUUGGAUGGCCUUUUCCAAGCUGUUUCCACGAGAACGGCCGGCUUUGGCGUUGUCAAUCUCUCCAAUCUCCACCCGGCCAUACAAGUCUCGUACUUAAUCAUGAUGUAUAUUUCAGUCUUCCCUAUUGCCAUCUCGAUGCGGCGAACCAACGUCUAUGAAGAGAGAAGCCUCGGUAUUUAUGCCACUGUUGAAGAAGACACAGAGGACGCGAAGCCUCCUAGCUAUAUUGGGACACAUUUGCGGCGACAGCUGAGUUUCGAUCUUUGCCAGUUCCGGGUACUUUCGAAGUUGGUGAUCAUUGCGAUGCAGAUCCGUGGCCGACACCGUGGACUGCCCUAUGCCCUAGAUCGGGCGAUCUUGCUUCCCUCAGAAUCUCUUCACCGGAAAGAGCUCGCUGAGGCCGAGCGCCAUCUGCGGCGACGGAACUCCAUGGUCAGCGAAAUUUCUGCAGUCACCGGUCGGCAGCCGCCGGGUAUAUUCCGAUCGGAGACCGGUCUCUCGACCGCGAGAGAUAGAGGAAGUCGUCCUCAGGAGGCACAUGCAACCGGUGUCAGCGCUGGUAUUUAA